Molecule: messenger RNA, 2832 nt
Organism: Carlito syrichta (Philippine tarsier)
Lineage: Eukaryota; Metazoa; Chordata; Mammalia; Primates; Tarsiidae
Gene: ADGRL4
Product: adhesion G protein-coupled receptor L4
Exons: 16
Coding region: 34-2256 (740 amino acids)
Biological process (GO): adenylate cyclase-activating G protein-coupled receptor signaling pathway; cell surface receptor signaling pathway
Cellular component (GO): membrane
Molecular function (GO): calcium ion binding; G protein-coupled receptor activity
Source: RefSeq, a predicted model, not a curated record
CUGCCCGCCAGCGCCCGCCCGCGGCCGCCGCCAAUGAGACUCCUCCCGCUCCUCGUGGGUUUUUCCACUUUGUUGAGUUGUUCCUCUCCUCAAAGUUGCACCAAGACACCUUGUCUCCCAAAUGCGAAAUGUGAAAUACGUGAUGGAAAGGAAGGCUGCUAUUGCAACUUGGGCUUUUCAGGAAACGGUGUCACAUUCUGUGAAGAUGAUAAUGAGUGUGGAAAUUUAACCCAGUCCUGUGGUGAAAAUGCUAAUUGCACUAACACAGAGGGAAGUUAUUAUUGUAUGUGUGCACCCGGUUUUAGAUCCAGCAGUAACCAAGACAGGUUUAUCACUAAUGAUGGAACCGUCUGCAUAGAUAUAGAUGAGUGCAGUGAGUCAGUUGUCUGUGGUGAUCAUGCAGUGUGUGAAAAUGUAAAUGGUGGAUAUCACUGCUUCUGCAAGGAAGGUUAUCAGACGUCCACAGGAAAACUGCAGUUCACACCUCAGGAUGGUACUUACUGCCAAGAAAAUGUGAAUGCAAACUGUCAUUUAGAUAAUCCUUGUAUUGCUGCAUAUAUUAAUAAAACUUUAACAAAAAUUAGACCCAUAGGAAAACCAGUGGCCUUGUUACAAGAAAUCUAUAGAAAUUCUGUGACAGAUCUUUCACCAGUGGAUAUCAUUACAUAUAUAGAAAUAUUAGCUGAAUCAUCUCCAUUGCUAGGCUACAUGAAUAACACUAUCUCAGCCAAGGACACCUUUUCUAAUUCAACUCUUACAGAAUUUGUAAAAACUGUGAACAAUUUUGUUCAAAAAGAUGUAUUUAUAGUUUGGGACAAGUUAUCUACAAAUUAUAGGAGAACUCAUCUUACAAAACUCAUGCACACUGCUGAACAAGCUACAUUAAGGAUAUCUCAGAACUUCCAAAAGACCACUCAGUUUGAUACUAAUUCUACUGAUAUAGCUCUCAAAGUCUUCUUUUUUGAUUCAUAUCACAUGAAACAUAUUCAUCCCCAUAUGAAUGUGGACGGAAACUCUAUCAAUAUAUUUCCAAAGAGAAAGGCUGCAUAUGAUUCAGGUGGCAAUGUUGCAGUUGCAUUUUUAUAUUAUAAGAGUAUUGGUCCUUUGCUUUCACCAUCUGAUAACUUCUUAUUGGAACCUCAAAAUAAUGCUAAUUCUGAAGAGGAGGAAAGAGUCAUUUCUUCCGUGAUUUCAGUCUCAAUGAGAUCAAGCCCACCCACAUUGUACGAACUUGAAAAAAUAACAUUUACAUUAAGUCACCUAAAGAUACCAGAUAAGUACAGGAGUCUUUGUGCAUUUUGGAACUACUCAGCGGAUACCAUGAAUGGCAGCUGGUCUUCAGAGGGCUGUGAGCUGACAUACUCAAAUGAGACCCACACUUCGUGCCAUUGUAAUCAUCUGACACAUUUUGCAAUUUUGAUGUCUCCUGGUCCUUCCAUUGGUAUUAAAGACUAUAAUAUUCUUACAAGGAUCACUCAGCUAGGAAUAAUUAUAUCACUGAUUUGUCUUGCCAUAUGUAUUUUUACCUUCUGGUUCUUCAGUGAAAUUCAAAGUACCAGGACAACAAUUCACAAAAAUCUCUGCUGUAGCCUAUUUCUUGCUGAACUUGUUUUUCUUGUUGGAAUCAAUACAAAUACUAAUAAGCUCUUCUGUUCAAUCAUUGCCGGACUGUUACAUUACUUCUUUUUAGCUGCCUUUGCAUGGAUGUGCAUCGAAGGCAUUCAUCUCUAUCUCAUUGUUGUGGGAGUCAUCUACAAUAAGGGAUUUUUGCACAAGAAUUUUUAUAUAUUUGGCUAUCUAAGCCCGGCUGUGGUAGUCGGAUUUUCAGCAGCAUUAGGAUACAGAUAUUACGGCACCACCAAAGUAUGUUGGCUUAGCACUGAAAACAACUUUAUUUGGAGUUUCAUAGGACCAGCGUGUCUAAUCAUUCUUGUCAAUCUCUUGGCUUUCGGAGUUAUCAUAUACAAAGUCUUUCGUCACACUGCAGGGUUGAAACCAGAAGUUAGUUGCUAUGAGAAUAUCAGGUCUUGUGCACGAGGAGCCCUCGCCCUCCUGUUCCUCCUCGGUACCACCUGGAUCUUUGGGGUCCUCCACGUUGUGCACGCAUCAGUGGUUACUGCGUACCUCUUCACAGUCAGCAAUGCCUUCCAGGGGAUGUUCAUUUUCUUAUUCCUGUGUGUUUUAUCUCGAAAGAUACAAGAAGAGUAUUAUAGAUUGUUCAAAAAUGUUCCUUGUUGUUUUGGAUGUUUAAGGUAAACAUGGAGAACUAUGAAUAAAUAUAACUGCACAAAAAUUUUUAAAAAUUCAAGCUGUGGAUGAACAAUGUGCAAAAAAUGACUCAAAUCAUCAAUUUAUCAGUUACUAGAUAAUCAAAUAUUUUCAAUCAGUUUUUCUGUUUACAGUAUAGGAACUGUAGAUAACAAGAGAUGAAAUUAUGUACCAUGCAGCUAUAAUAUGCUUUCCCACACGACAUAGUUAUGUCAAAAAUAGUAUAGCAGUUAUUUGGAAAGUAAUUGGUUUCUCAGGAGUGAUAUCACUGCACCCAAGGAAAGAUUUUUUUUUUCUAAUUCAAGAAUUAUAUGAAUAUCCUGAAGGAAACCACUGGCUUGAUAUUUUUGUGACUCAUGUUGCCUUUGAAACGAGUCCCCUACCACCUUGGUAAUGAGCUCCGUUACAGAAAGUGGAACAUAUGAGAAAGAAGGAGUAGAAUGUCAAACAGUGCAAAGGGAAUGAGAACAAUGAGAUGUAUUCUGAAUAAGCUUGCUUUUCUGUAAACUAGAUGAGAGACUGUUGAGAUAAAAUAAAGGAUUGAAGAAACACGUCUUACCAUUU